AUGUCUCAGAGAAAGAGAGCAUCCAACACACAGAGCUCCCAGAACAAAGGAGCACGGGUAACUAACAACAUACUUCCUCCAUCCCUCCAUCCCUAGCUCUCUAUACCUCCAUCAUUCCCCUCUCUCUAAAAAACCCUAAUCCCUCUAUCCAUCCCUUUCUGAUGAUGAUGCUGGUGUCUUUGUCUUUGUGAGUCCCAGCGUUUGGAGGCGUUGGUAGGUGAUGAUGAGGAUGACCCGUCCUUCACCCAGCCCAGUACGUCUCAGGUACAGAAGGGUCUGGACAGAGUGACACCUGCUCAGGUCGACCUGAAGGUAAUACACACACACACACACAAACACACACACACACACACACACACACAUCCUCAUAUCCAUCUCUCUCUUUCCCUAGACAGCUGAGGUGGUCCAGUUCAUCUUCGUUAAGGACCAGAAAAAGAUCCCCAUCCGCAGAGCA
Messenger RNA from Coregonus sp. 'balchen', 454 nucleotides. Lineage: Eukaryota; Metazoa; Chordata; Actinopteri; Salmoniformes; Salmonidae. The record is from the annotation of a GenBank genome assembly.